Molecule: messenger RNA, 892 nt
Organism: Acomys russatus (golden spiny mouse)
Lineage: Eukaryota; Metazoa; Chordata; Mammalia; Rodentia; Muridae
Gene: Arl5c
Product: ADP ribosylation factor like GTPase 5C
Exons: 6
Coding region: 52-591 (179 amino acids)
Biological process (GO): protein localization to Golgi membrane; intracellular protein transport; vesicle-mediated transport
Cellular component (GO): cytoplasm; trans-Golgi network
Molecular function (GO): GTP binding; GTPase activity
Source: RefSeq, a predicted model, not a curated record
GCUAGACUCUGGCCCCUGAGGCUGCCUAGCUCCCCAGACUCCCGGAGUACCAUGGGACAGCUGAUAGCCAAACUGAUGCGAAUCUUUGGGAGCCAGGAGCACAAAGUCAUCAUCGUGGGACUGGACAAUGCAGGAAAGACCACCAUUCUCUACCAAUUCCUGACCAACGAGGUGGUUCACACGUGUUCCACCAUUGGGAGCAACGUGGAAGAAAUUGUUCUUCAGAAGUCCCACUUCCUCAUGUGGGACCUGGGGGGCCAGGAGGCACUGCGCUCCGCCUGGGACACAUACUACUCCAAUGCUGAGUUUGUCAUCCUUGUGAUCGAUAGUACAGACCGGAAUAGGCUGUCGACCACCCGGGAGGAGCUGUAUAAGAUGCUGGCCCACGAGGCACUUCAAGAUGCUUCCGUCCUCAUCUUUGCCAACAAGCAGGACGUAAAAGACUCCAUGACCACGGCAGAAAUCUCCCAGUUCCUCACACUCAGUGCCAUCAGAGAUCACCCGUGGCACAUCCAGGGCUGCUGCGCUCUCACCGGAGAAGGGCUGCCAGCUGGGCUGCAGUGGCUGCAAUCUCAGGCCACCUCCAACUGAUGUCCCAGCCUUAGGCCAACCAGAAUCCACAUGGUUAGCACCAGUGAGAAACCCCAGCCAUUUGCUGGUGGAAACAGCGUGGCUAUGGACAGAGAAGACUACCACUGUCCUCUCAACUGUCACUGAGAGCGGGGUCAAAGACUUCAAGUUGGUGCCCAUGGGACCAAAGGAUGAAGCUGCCUCUCUCUAUCGCCGGGGAUGGAGACACCGGGGGAACCUGCUGGCGUGGUGGGGCAUCAGGCCUCUCCCAGCCCUCACCUUCUGUCUGCCCCUGGAAAGCAAGAGAUCUUAGUCAUUGUUC